AUGGCUGACCGCAAGAUUGUUCUCAUCACUGGAGCCAACAAGGGCCUUGGAUACCAAGCAGUCAAGACAUUGCUUGGGUCCAAGCAAAAGUACCACGUCUUCUUAGGCAGCCGCGACUUUGCCAAGGGAAAGGCCGCUGCUGAGACUGCUGCGGCUGAGGUCAAGUCUAACAGCACUGUGGAGCCACUUCAGCUCGAUGUUGAAAGCGACGACUCCAUCAGAGAGGCGUACGAGACUGUCGCCAGCAAGGUUGACAGGAUUGAUGCGCUUGUCAACAAUGCCGGCGUCAUGCUGGAUCAACAGAUUGAACGCGGCAACAUGACGGUCCGCGAGGCCUACAAUAAGUCCUGGGACAUUAACGUCACUGGCCCCCACAUCAUCGCAGACACGUUCCUACCGCUAUUGCUCAAGUCUCCUGACCCUCGUCUCAUCUUCAAUACCAGCGGUGUGUCCUCGCUGGAAAAUGCGGCCGACUCUUCUCACUUCACCUACAGGGUUCCGCCAGCUGGAAUUCCCAAGCCUGUGGGCACCAUUUCAUACAGAGCGGCUAAAGUCGGCCUUAAUAUGGUCAUGCUCGAAUGGGUGCGCAUGUUGAAGAACGACGGUGUCAAGGUCUGGUGCGUUGCUCCUGGCUUCUUCGCCACUGACAUUGGCGAGGGUGACCCGGAGUCUAUGAAGAAGAUGGGUGCCGGAGACCCUUCCGCUGGUGGCAAGGCACUUGUUGAUGUUGUUGAAGGAAAGAGAGAUGCCGAUGUUGGAAAGGUGGUGAACAUGGCGGUUUACGGCACGCCUGUGCAGCCUUGGUAG
This is a messenger RNA of Colletotrichum abscissum, 807 nucleotides long. RefSeq names its product short-chain dehydrogenase. The record is from RefSeq and is a predicted model, not a curated record. Lineage: Eukaryota; Fungi; Ascomycota; Sordariomycetes; Glomerellales; Glomerellaceae. Gene Ontology annotation, biological process: secondary metabolic process. Bases 1 to 807 code for a protein of 268 amino acids. Gene Ontology annotation, cellular component: cytoplasm. Gene Ontology annotation, molecular function: oxidoreductase activity. The transcript is spliced from 2 exons.